AUGGCGUAUGGAAGCUUGGUGUAUGGGUCUGCCUCCAAGUCUGUGCUGGCCGGGCUGGAUGUUGAGAUGGGAGAAAUGCCUUUGUGUCUGCGGAGAAAACAGCUUCAGGCUAAUUACUGGGUGAACCUGAUGGGUCAAAGGGACGAUCACCCUUUCAUAAAGCCUUGUAUUUAUCACUCCAAUAUAUUUUUCCUAACUCCACAGCCUAAAGGAAAGAAGGCUAAGGGGAAGAAGGUGGCUCCGGCCCCUUCUGUGGCCAAGAAACAUGAGGCCAAGAAGGUCGUCAACCCCCUCUUUGAGAAGAGGCCCAAGAACUUUGGCAUCGGCCAGGAUAUUCAGCCCAAGCGUGAUUUAACACGCUUCGUGAAAUGGCCUCGUUAUAUCCGCCUGCAAAGGCAACGCUCCAUCCUCUACAAGCGUCUGAAGGUUCCCCCUGCAAUCAACCAGUUCACCCAGGCUCUGGAUCGCCAGACUGCCACCCAGCUGUUCAAGUUGGCCCACAAAUACAGGCCAGAGACCAAGCAGGAGAAGAGGCAGAGGCUGCUCGCUCGUGCUGAGCAGAAGGCUGCUGGAAAGGGAGACACUCCCACCAAGAGGCCUCCUGUUCUUCGUGCAGGUGUGAACACCGUCACCUCUCUGGUGGAGAGCAAGAAGGCCCAGCUGGUCAUCGUUGCCCACGAUGUGGAUCCAAUUGAGCUCGUUGUGUUCCUGCCUGCUCUGUGCCGGAAGAUGGGUGUCCCAUACUGUAUCGUCAAGGGCAAGGCUAGACUGGGCAAACUGGUGCACAGAAAAACGUGCACUUCAGUUGCCUUCACAACGACUAACCCUGAGGAUAAAGGUGCACUUGCUAAGCUUGUUGAAGCUAUCAAGACCAACUACAACGACAGAUAUGAGGAGAUCCGUCGUCACUGGGGAGGCAACAUCAUGGGUCCCAAAUCCACAGCCCGCAUCACGAAGCUGGAGAAGGCUAAAGCCAAGGAACUGGCAACCAAGCUUGGUUAACAUGUUUAAAAUAAAAACAAAUAUCGUAA
Cololabis saira (Pacific saury) is the source of this 1031-nucleotide messenger RNA. Its product is annotated as large ribosomal subunit protein eL8-like. The record is from RefSeq and is a predicted model, not a curated record. The transcript is spliced from 9 exons. NCBI's taxonomy places the organism in Eukaryota, Metazoa, Chordata, Actinopteri, Beloniformes, Belonidae. Gene Ontology annotation, cellular component: ribonucleoprotein complex. Gene Ontology annotation, biological process: ribosome biogenesis. Bases 1 to 1002 code for a protein of 333 amino acids.